AUGUCUUCAGACGAAGACAGGGCCAAGGAGAUUUUGAGAGGCUUCAAACUGUAUCCUUUAACUACCUUUGACUGGGUUAGAGUGAUUAAUGCGCGGCUCCGUUUUGCAUCUCGAGCCUUUUGCGUGUCCGCCUUGACUUCGAGCGGCGUCAGAAACUGGAUGAACCUCCGAGACGCCGAGACGGGCAAAGUUCUGUGGCAGGGAACCGAGGACCUCUCCGUACCCGGCGUGGAGCACGAAGCUCGCGUCCCCAAGAAGAUCCUCAAGUGCAAAGCCGUUUCCAGAGAGCUGAACUUUUCCUCCUCGGAGAAGCUGGAGAAAUUCCGACUUGAGCAGAAGGUUUUCUUCAAGGGACAGUGUCUAGAAGAGUGGUUCUUCGAGUUCGGCUUCGUCAUCCCCAACUCCACCAACACGUGGCAGUCCCUGAUCGAAGCGGCGCCGGAAUCUCAGAUGAUGCCCGCCAACGUUUUAACAGGCAACGUGAUCAUCGAGACCAAGUUCUACGACGACGAGCUGCACGUGAGCACGUCGCGGGUGCGCCUCUUCUACGUCUGA
Messenger RNA from Nerophis lumbriciformis (worm pipefish), 555 nucleotides. The record is from RefSeq and is a predicted model, not a curated record. Lineage: Eukaryota; Metazoa; Chordata; Actinopteri; Syngnathiformes; Syngnathidae.